AUGGUAAACGUUAUUAGUUUUUUAUUGCUCUCUGGUCUAGUCGCAUUUAGUGCCUCAGAGUCUGUCGAUUCCGAUGUCCUGAAAAGGUAUGGAUAUCUAAGGCAUCUGCGGCCCCUGCGUAUGGAAUUCACAGAGUACUUCCAAAAUGUAUCUCUGUCCAGUAACGAUGACGAAUUAUGUCUAAAGGAACUAGGAGCACUUAUAAAUGGAUUAUCAUCCAGCGAGUAUUGGGCAUUAAAAAUGAUGGAUUCGUGGGGUUCCAUUCCCUCUGGAUUGCUGACCGAGAACAUGUUCGACCUAGGAAACUUUGAUGAAUGCCUGUCAAUUAAUGAAGUGAUCGGUAGUCAAAAUAUAAGGGGAAAGUACUGCUUCCUCAUCGCCAACAACUUGAGAAUUGCAACUUGUUUUCCGGCUUCAUGCACUUCCACCCAAAUAGAACCCUUUGUGAAGGAAGUUUUCAGUAGAGUUCCUUAUCUUAACAGUGCCAAUAUAACUAUGAAGAUCAGUGAGACGAGCUGCCAAACAAGUGAAAGGGAACCUUGGGAUGGACUGACUAUAGUCACCAUUGCAAUUCUCUCUGUGAUGGCUGUCCUUGUCACUUUGUUUACAAUAUAUGAUUAUUUCCUGUGCAAAGAUCAAAAUACAAUUCCAGCUGUGGUGAAGGCUUUCUCAGCUCGGGCCAACUCCCGCACUCUUUUCCGCAUAGUUCCGAGCAAAUCAAACCCUAAUAUAAUCGAGUGCCUUCAUGGCAUCCGCUGCAUCACACUUAUUUGGGUUAUAUUCUCCCACGAGUUUUUAUUUGCUCUGAGUUCCCCUAAUCUAAACAAUGCUAAUUUACAUACAUGGGCCGCGGAACCCUUUGCCAGCUUUGUGCUACAUGGAUACUUCUCAGUGGACACAUUUUUCGUCCUUGGAGGUUUAUUGGUAUCCAUGAUUGCUCUACGAUCUAUGGAGAAAUCUGGUGGAAAGCUGAACCCCCUUCUGAUGUAUCUGCAUCGCAUGCUACGCAUUUGGCCCGUCGUAGCAAUGGCCAUUCUAAUCUACUUGAGAAUGAUGCCAGUGGUCAGUGGUGGACCCAUGUUUAAAAGUGGUUACCAUGCCAAAGAAAGUUGCGAGAGAGGUUGGUUCGUGACCUUGCUCUUUAUUCAGAACUAUGCAGUACUGCACAUUUGUCUGGAUCACACUUGGUAUUUGGCGGUGGACAUGCAGCUGUUUAUCAUCUCACCAAUCCUCUUGACUGCCUUAUAUAAAUGGGGAAAAAAGGCGGCUGCUGGAAUUGCUGUGCUCGUGGUUUUGCUAUCGGGUUGCCUUUUUGCCACUCAGAUGGUCAACAAAUACUCCUUGCUUAUUAGAAAUAGUGGAGAGGAUGGUGGAGUUCCCAAUAAGAAAUUGUACUUGGCCACGCAUGUUCACGCUGCUCCGUGGCUGAUAGGUUUUCUAUUUGGCUAUUUUCUGCAUCUGAAUAGAGGCAAGAAGUUCCACAUCAGUCGGCUGGUGGCGUGGUCAGGAUGGAUCCUCAGCCUGGCCAUGCUCUUCACCUCGAUCUUCGCCCUUUAUCCGGCGGGUAAAUGGAGUGCUCCACCGCUGUCCACUCUGGAGGAGUCUCUGUACUACACCCUCACCCGAGUGGCUUGGCCCUUGGCCAUUUGUUGGAUCAUCUUCGCCUGCAUGCAGGGCUAUGGAGGUCCGGCCAAUAGUUUCCUCUCCUCGCCUUUGUGGCAGCCACUUUCAAGACUCUCCUACUCCAUGUACAUCUGGCACAUGUUCGUUCAAGAGGUGAACAGCCGCAGUGUCAGGACAAACACAUAUUUCUCCAACUACUCCAUGAUGAAACAUUUCUGGCAUGAUUUUGGAUUUACUGCACUGAUGGCUUACCUGUUGUACCUCAUCAUCGAAGCUCCUUUGGGUGGAUUUGAUAGUCUUCUAAGGCCUCAGGGGAAUCCUGCUGCUACUGAUCAACCAAAGCUAGUUUGUCAUGACAAUAAUCUAGAGACUAGAAGGUCGGAAGAAGUGAAUGGUACUGAUUCAGUCCCAAUAAUUGCUUCCGAUGUGAAAAAAUAA
Drosophila biarmipes is the source of this 2061-nucleotide messenger RNA. Its product is annotated as nose resistant to fluoxetine protein 6. The transcript is spliced from 9 exons. The record is from RefSeq and is a predicted model, not a curated record. Gene Ontology annotation, molecular function: acyltransferase activity, transferring groups other than amino-acyl groups. Bases 1 to 2061 code for a protein of 686 amino acids. NCBI's taxonomy places the organism in Eukaryota, Metazoa, Arthropoda, Insecta, Diptera, Drosophilidae.